Messenger RNA from Emiliania huxleyi CCMP1516, 1068 nucleotides. RefSeq lists its product as hypothetical. Gene Ontology annotation, cellular component: cytoplasm. The transcript has 4 exons. Gene Ontology annotation, molecular function: oxidoreductase activity. The record is from RefSeq and is a predicted model, not a curated record. Lineage: Eukaryota; Haptophyta; Isochrysidales; Noelaerhabdaceae. Bases 1 to 1068 code for a protein of 355 amino acids.
AUGUGCUCCAGCAAAGUCGCUGUCUGCGGCGGCGGCAUCUGCGGCGUCGCCACGUCAUACUUUCUCGCAAAGCGCGGCGUGUCGACUAUUCUUGUAGACCCGGUCGGCGUCGCCUCCGCCGCCUCAGGCCGCGCCGGAGGCUUUCUUGCCCUCGACUGGAACGACGGCUCGCCCACCGGCACACUCGCGCGGCGCUCGUUUGCGCUGCACGAGGAGCUCGCGCAGAGCUUUGGCGAGGCCUCGGUCGACUACCGGCGGCUGACGUGCGAGGCGGUCGCAGUCAGCGGCGGAGGAGGCCUCCGGCAGCGAAAGGUGGCGGGCGUGCAGUGGGCCGACCUCGGAGUGAUGGGCGCACCGCGCUCGAUGGGCGACGAGUCGACCAUCGCGCAGGUGCACCCGAAGAAGCUCGUCGAUCGGCUCUGGUCCGAGGCGCAGCGGCUUGCGGGCUCGAGCUUCCGGCGGAGUGUCGUUGGCGUGCUCACCGAGGGGGAGGGCGGCGCUGUCUCGGGCGUGCGGUUGAGUGAUGGCCAGGAGCUGUCCGCCGCCUCGGUCCUGCUCGCGCUCGGCCCGUGGUCACCGGCGUGGCUCGGCCUUCCGCGCGCGAGCGGUGUCAAGUACCACUCCAUCCUGAUGCGGCCUUCUCGCACCCUCUCCCAGGCGGGCCAACCUCUGGGAGCGAGCGAUGCCGAGGUGUACCCUCGCCCGGACGGGAGUGUCUACGUGACUGGCUUCCCCGACCCGAUGGCCCCGGUGUGCGAGGCGCCGGGCGAGGUGGAGGUGCGGCGCGAGGUGACACGGCGUCUCGCGUCGACGAUGGGCGAGGUGUCGACCGAGCUGGCCCAGGCGCCCGUCGAGCUCGAGUCGGCCUGCCAUCUCCCCUUCGCGCCCGACGGGCUGCCGAUGCUCGGCGCGGUGCCGGGCACGCCCGGCGCCUUUGUCGCGACCGGAGGCGGCUGCUGGGGCAUCCUGAUGGGCCCCGCCAUCGGACUCGGCGUCGCGGAGCUCAUGCUGGAUGGCGAGGCCACUUCGGUCGACAUCCGCCCCUUCAGCCCGGCGAGGUUCACGUGA